CUACACAGCGCCACACAAGGCGGGUUGUGUCUGCGAAACACGAGACCACACAGAAGUACAUAUCCACACAGUGUGCCGCGCAACAUGGAGCGGUGACGCGGCGCUCCGAACAGUGAUCGAAUCUUGCCGGUAUUGUUACGGACAAAAGGAACGCUCGGAAAGACACUGCUAACCACUGAAAAUGGCAUUUGGAAGUAACAGUGGCGGCGAUAUCUCCUGUGCUUUCGUGUCUAUAUCAUCGGGGGUUCUUGUAGUCUUUUCGUGCCUGUGCUUUACGUCGAAGUGGCAAUGAGGAGGAACUGUCAUAAGGCAGCGUGCCGGAGUCUGACUGUACGUUUACAGUCAUAGUACAAGUUGCAUUUGGGAGAAGGACAGGCGUGAAACGCAGCCCCGUAUAGCGAGGAAAAGCAAGCGAGAAGAAGACACGACCGCGGGCUUCUAAUGUGUGUUCACCGGGCUGUCGCUGCUCUCGUACUGUCGCCUCUGGUAACGAUUUAAGGUACUGGGGCCAUAUACAUUCUCUCAGAAUGCAAGUAAAAAAGCAGAGGUGCCCGGAGAGAAGCUCUGGAGAUAUGCAGCGGGAUGACACGCAGAAAAAGGCUUCAUGCUUCUCAAAUAUUAAGAUAUUCCUCGUGGCGGAAUGUGCGCUGAUGUUGGCGCAGGGCACGGUUGGAGCAUACCUGGUGAGUGUGCUGACCACACUGGAGCGCCGCUUCAACCUGCAGAGUGCCGACGUGGGCGUCAUCGCCAGCAGCUUCGAGAUCGGCAACCUGGCCCUCAUCCUGUUCGUCAGCUACUUUGGGGCGCGUGCCCACCGGCCGCGCCUCAUCGGCUGCGGCGGCAUCGUCAUGGCGCUGGGAGCGCUGCUGUCGGCGCUGCCCGAGUUCCUGGCCAACCAGUACCAGUAUAAACCCGGCGAGCCGGGCCGAUGGAGCAAGCUGGGCCGGGACGUCUGCUCCAAUUUCUCGGGCACCGACCAGAUGGAGCAGGAGCUGUGCGGCAACAGGGCCAACACCAACAUGAUGUACCUGCUGCUCAUCGGGGCACAGGUGCUGCUGGGCAUCGGGGCCACACCCGUGCAGCCCCUGGGCGUGUCCUACAUCGACGACCACGUCAAGAAGAAAGACUCCUCCCUCUACAUAGGCAUUCUGUUCUCCACGCUGGUGUUCGGACCUGCCUGUGGCUUCAUCCUCGGCUCUGUUUGCACUAAGUACUACGUGGACGCCAUUUUCAUUGACACAACUAAGCUGGACAUCACGCAAGAGGACCCGCGCUGGAUCGGCGCGUGGUGGGGCGGCUUCCUGCUGUGCGGUGCCUUACUCUUCUUCUCCGCCCUCUUCAUGUUCGGCUUCCCCCAGACGCUGCCCACGCACGAGUCCCACGGCGAGCCCUCGAGCGGCCACGGCCACCACGGCACCACGCGGGCCGAGAGCGAACAGGCCAUGCUGUCCCCCAGCCUCUCGCAGGACUACGAGCAGCAGAAGCCCAGCAGCAACGGCGUGGCGUCGCACCUCGACAACAGCACCACCAACAACAGCAGCGGCGCCUCCUGCUGCCAACAGCUCAGAGUAAUCCCCAAGGUAACGAAGCACCUGUUGUCCAACCCGGUCUUCACCUGUAUCAUCCUGGCGGCGUGCAUGGAGAUCGCCGUGGUAGCGGGCUUCGCAGCCUUCCUGGGGAAGUACCUGGAGCAGCAGUUCAACUUGACAACCACCUCAGCCAAUCAGCUGCUCGGCAUGACUGCCAUCCCGUGUGCGUGCCUGGGCAUCCUCCUGAGUGGCGCCCUGGUCAAGAAGUUCAACCUGUCUGCGCUGGGCGCAGUCCGCAUGGCCAUGGCCGUCAACCUCAUCUCCACAGCCUGCUACGUCUCCUUCCUCUUCCUCGGCUGCAACACCGUGCCCGUUGCCGGGGUGACCGUCCCCUAUGAGAUCAACGGCCAACUGAAUGUGGGUGAGAGGCCGGAGGCGGCGUGUGUGAGUAACUGUAACUGCUUCACGUCCUCCAUCAGUCCCGUCUGCGGCUCCAACGGCAUCACCUAUCUCUCCUCCUGCUUCGCCGGCUGCACCAAGACCAACAAGAAGGACGUGCCCCCUCCGCUGUCUCAGAACCUGACGGGCUGCUCGUGCAUCUCCGAUAACCCAGAGCUGGCGACGGCCGUGCCAGGCAAGUGCCCCUCCCCCGGCUGCAAAGAGGCCUUCCUCACCUUCCUCAUCGUCAUCUGUGCGUGCAGCAUGAUCGGAGCCAUGGCACAGACACCCUCCGUUAUAAUACUCAUCAGGACGGUCAGCCCGGAUCUGAAGUCCUAUGCCCUUGGAGUGCUCUUCCUACUGCUUCGACUCCUAGGCUUCAUCCCCCCUCCUCUGAUCUUCGGUGCUGGGAUCGACUCGACAUGCCUCUUCUGGAGCACGGAGUGCGAGUCGCGCGGCGCUUGCCUGCUGUACGACAACGUGUCGUACCGGCGGCUGUACGUGAGCAUGGCCAUCGUCCUCAAGGUCAUCGCCUUCCUGCUCUACACCACCACCUGGCAGUGUCUCCGCUACAACUACCACAAGUACAUCAAGAACAGCGACGGCUACCCCUCCCCCACCGACAUGUUCAACAACGCCAACGACGGCCUGUGUAAGGACGGCCCUGGCGCGGGGCCGGGGAGCAGGACAAAGUUCAUAUACAGCCUGGAGGACAACGAGUACUGCGACAACAUGGAGUCCGUUUUAUAGUCGUCGUUAUGACGGGAUGUCGGUCGAAGGUUGUUUUGCUGAUUUUGUUUUUAUUUGUUGUUGUCGUUGUUUUUUGGGAGGCGAUAAUGGAAUCGGACCUCGGACACAAGCUACUUCAUCAUAAAAAAAAAAUUCUCUUGAAGGAUCAUCUUUAUGUCCUUUUUUACAGAUAGUUUUUUUUGUUUUUGUUUUUUUUUAUUUGGCAUUGUCUAUUAAAAGUCAUAGUUCAGGA
This is a messenger RNA of Engraulis encrasicolus (European anchovy), 2949 nucleotides long. RefSeq names its product solute carrier organic anion transporter family member 3A1a (gene slco3a1a). Gene Ontology annotation, cellular component: plasma membrane. The transcript has 10 exons. The record is from RefSeq and is a predicted model, not a curated record. Bases 528 to 2717 code for a protein of 729 amino acids. Lineage: Eukaryota; Metazoa; Chordata; Actinopteri; Clupeiformes; Engraulidae. Gene Ontology annotation, biological process: prostaglandin transport; sodium-independent organic anion transport; transmembrane transport. Gene Ontology annotation, molecular function: protein binding.